Molecule: messenger RNA, 968 nt
Organism: Prionailurus viverrinus (fishing cat)
Lineage: Eukaryota; Metazoa; Chordata; Mammalia; Carnivora; Felidae
Product: 60S ribosomal protein L9-like
Biological process (GO): cytoplasmic translation
Cellular component (GO): cytosolic large ribosomal subunit; ribosome
Molecular function (GO): rRNA binding; structural constituent of ribosome
Source: RefSeq, a predicted model, not a curated record
UUUCUUGAAAUCUUUAGAAUUAGUUCUCACUUAUCUGUUAAGACUUAGAUAUGCUUCUGUCCUUUUAAAUGAUACUUCUAAUUUCCUAACAGUCCAGUAGAGGAUAUGAUGACUUUUAAAUUCCUCCAAAAGAAAACAUGCUAGAGAAGAAAAAAAUCUGCUGCUUGGUUGCUUGGGUUUCAAGACCGGAGAAUAAUGGAAAUCUAACAUAGUUUCUCAAUGACCUACUAUAAAGAUGUUCGCACUUAUGCUCUUCAGGUUAGAUGUUAAAAAAAUAAAUAAACAAAGAGAUGGGCUACAAGAACAUGAUGAUGAAAGAUGCUCUCUCUUUGCCACAUCUACUACAAGAAUAAAGACGAUUCUCAGCAAUCAGACUGUCGACAUUCCAGAAAAUGUCCACAUCAUUCUGAAGGGAUGCACUGUUAUUGUGAAGUGCCCCAGAGGAACCCUGGGAAGGGACUUCAAUCACAUCAGUGUAGAACUCAGUCUUCCUGGAAAGAAAAAGAAGAGGCUCCAAGUUGACAAAUGGUGGGGAAAUAGAAAAGAACUGGCUACCAUGUGCACUAUCUGUAGUCAUAUACAGAUCAUGGUCAAGGGUGUUAUGGGCUUCUGUUGCAAGAUGAGGUCUGUGUAUGCUCGCUUCCCCAUCAAUGUUGUUAUCCAGGGGAAUGGUUCUCUUGUUGAAAUCCGAAAUUUCUUGGGUGAAAAAUACAUAUGCAGGGUUCAGAUGAGGCCAAGUGUUGCUUGUUUUGUAUAUCAAGCCCUGAAAGAGGCGUUAAUUCUUAAAGGAAAUGACAUUGAACUUGUAUCACAUUCAGCUGCUUUGAUUCAGCAAGCCACAACAGUUAAAAUCAAGGAUAUCAGAAAGCUUUUGGAUAGUAUCUGUGUUUCUGAAAAAGAAACAGUUCACAGGUUGAUGAAUAAGAUCUAAGUUGUCCAGCUACAGAAACAGCAAGGUGACAGAUGAU